This is a messenger RNA of Letharia lupina, 2712 nucleotides long. RefSeq lists its product as uncharacterized. Lineage: Eukaryota; Fungi; Ascomycota; Lecanoromycetes; Lecanorales; Parmeliaceae. Bases 1 to 2712 code for a protein of 903 amino acids. Gene Ontology annotation, cellular component: mitochondrion; cytoplasm; cytosol. The record is from RefSeq and is a predicted model, not a curated record. Gene Ontology annotation, molecular function: tetrahydrofolylpolyglutamate synthase activity; oxidoreductase activity, acting on paired donors, with incorporation or reduction of molecular oxygen; ATP binding. Gene Ontology annotation, biological process: tetrahydrofolylpolyglutamate biosynthetic process. The transcript has 12 exons.
AUGUUCAUCUAUCGCGUGUUCUUCCAUCGUCUACACGAUUUCCCCGGCCCUCGCUUGGCCAAGGUAUCGAAGCUGUGGAACGUUGUCAAGGCUUCGAAGUCGACCAAUUUCAGACUCAUGGAAGAUCUACACGACCGCUACGGUGAUUUCAUCCGCACAGGUCCGAAUGAGAUAUCAAUCUUCAAGCCUGAGGCCGUACGGGCUCUCGAUGGGCUCAGUACGAAAUGCACAAAGGCGCCGUGGUAUGAUAUCAUGCAACCUCGAGUCUCCGUUGCCACCACGAGGGACAAGGAGUCCCAUAGCCAAAGGCGUAAGAUAUCGGAACGAGCUUUCCGUCCUCAAGCACAAUUGUACCUACGCAUCUCGAAACUGGAUGGGAAAGCCGUCGACGUCUCCAAACUCUUCUACCUCUACUCAUUCGAUGUUAUGAGUGAUCUAGCUUUCGGAGAACCAUUGAACAUGCUCGAUAGUGACGAGUAUCACUUUACAGUUGGGCUCCUGCAGGAUGGUAUGAACCUUCUUGGACCACUAUCGCCUGUUCCUUGGCUGGUCAGAAUCGGUUAUAGUAUUCCAGGGGUAGCACAGAAUUUCAAGAAUCUGCUUGGCUGGUCAGCGCAGAAGCUUCGAGAUCGAAUGAAGAACGAGCCUGCGAAACGGGACGUCAUGUCAUGGCUUCUAAAAGCUAGCCAAGAUGCGGGUCGCUUGGAAAAAGAUCAGCACUGGCUCCGGGGGGACUGCUUUGCUCUCAUUGUCGCUGGAAGUGAUACUGUCGCGUCGACUCUGAUAUCCAUCUUUUACCACCUCGCUGAUGACCCCAGCCAGAUGGUCAAAUUACGAGCAGAGCUGGAGAACGUCAACAGUGUUCCAGGCUUGGACGCCCUGAAAUCAAUGGCACAUCUCAACGGCAUGAUCAAUGAAGCUUUGCGGUUGCACCCUGCCUUACCUUCGGGUGGGUUUCGGGAGACACCCCCCGAAGGCUUGACGAUUGCGGGUCACUUCAUACCAGGAAAUGUAGUGGUAUCAGCGCCGAGAUACUCCUUAGGCCGGCUCGAAUCGUGUUACGAUCGAUCCAACGAGUUUGUCCCGGAAAGAUGGUAUGCAAGGCCAGAAAUGAUCAAGGAUGACUCAGGCUUCUCUCCCUUCUCCAUGGGGCGCUACAAUUGCAUCGGGAAGAACCUUGCGAUGAUGCAGAUUCGCAGUGUCGUGGCGAGGCUCGUAAACGACUUCGAUUUCGCAUUUACGCCCGGUGAGGACGGCGUGAACGUGUGGCGAGAUCUCAAAGAUCAAUUCAACUCGCACCCGGGGAAGUUGGAACUCUACGGCAACCCGAGGUUCGGAGGGGAUCUGAAUAUCUCAUGCGCGUUGAACAUGAACGGAUGCCACCGAGAAAAUGACGUCAACAGUCUCAAUGUUGUACAUGUCGCAGGGACGAAAGGGAAGGGUAGCACAUGUGCUUUCGUCAACUCGUUCCUGAAAGCGCAUGGCGAAAGGACCGGGUUUCCACGAAGAAUCGGACUCUACACUUCCCCCCAUUUGAAGCAUGUACAAGAGAGGAUCCAGAUCGACUCAAAAACCAUAUCGGAAGACCUUUUUGCGAAAUACGUUUUUGAAGUCUGGGACGGUUUGUCUCACAACACCCCAAAACCCCGUUACCUCCAGCUUCUAAUGCUUGCGUCGGUCCACGCAUUCAUUAGAGAGGGGAUUGACGUUGCGAUCUACGAGACUCAUAAUGGUGGAGAAUAUGACGCUACAAAUGUUAUCCAAAAGCCUAUCGUCACCGGAAUUACAACAAUCGGGAUGGAUCAUAUUGAGCAGCUCGGCCCAUCGAUCGAAAACAUCGCCUGGCAUAAGGCGGGAAUUUUCAAGUAUGGAAGCCCUGCUUUUUCAACUCUCCAGGAGCCCGCAGUUGCUACAGUAUUACAGGCGCGAGCAAGUGAGAAAAAUGUGGCAUUGGGGUUUGUCGAUGUCGAUCCUACACUGCCCUGCAAAGCGGAUGCGUUGAAGCCAGAGGUCCAGCAAAAAAAUUCUUCGCUUGCUAUCGCUCUUGCCGACACUUUCCUGAAGGCAAAGGCACCUAAAGAGUAUUGUAGCCUGAUGUCGCAAGACGUUAUUCGAGGUGUAGAUCGUUUUUUCUGGCCCGGAAGAUAUCAACGGAUCAUCGAUGGGGACUACCAGUGGUUUCUUGAUGGAGCCCACAAUGAGCUGAGUAUUCAGAAGGCUGCGCAGUGGUUUGCUGAGACCGUCUCGGAGAGCCAACGGUACCUGGAAAUGUCCAAUUUGAGAAACACGGAAUCGAAAGCUGAAAAUUCCAGCAAAAUCCUGCCAGUCACGCGCAUUCUCAUUUUCAGCCACGUAUCUGAACGCGAUGGAGCGGCCAUCCUAAAAGGUGUUGCUAGAGGUUUACAGGAAAGUGGAAUGCAGAUACAACACGUCAUCUUGAGCACCUAUGAAGAAAGACAAGACGGUACUGUCGGCAUAAAUCAAUGUUCAAACCCUCCCAAAAAGCCUUUCUCACUAGAUGUUCAGAAGGAUUAUGUUGACGCUUACAAGAGUAUUAAUCCCAAUGUCGACAUAGCAAUUGAGCCAACCAUUGAGGGUGCUUUGAACCUUGCAAAGGACAUAGGAGAUCGUGACAACGGAAUGCAGACUUUGGUGACAGGAAGUCUGUACCUAGUCGGUGGUGCUCUCCGCCUCCUGGAAACAAAUGCUUGA